CUGAAGAAGCCUUUGUGUCGCGCCCGGCGCUGGGACCCGAAAACGGAAGGUAGUCGAGUUCGAUAAUAAAAAAACUUUUGACAGAAUAGGAGACCGCGGCAAUUGCUACUGCCAUUUUAUGCCUAGCCUUGCAAAAGCGACACCGCCUUACAGUAUCACGAUAAAGCUUGCGGACAAGGAACGUUCAUUGACAACGACAUCCAUCUUCUGCCGUAAUGAGCGUUCAGACAAAGCUUCCAUUCAAGAAAGACGGACAGUUUGGUGGAGAUAGGCGUAGUCGACUUCAAGAAAUCGCGCAGAGCACGUUGGACGCCAUUGAGAACGGCACGGUCACUAUCACCGACGUUUCCCAUGAUCUCGCUGCCAAAGUCAACUUCUCCAACCAUAACACUCGCUACUAUGCUCCAGAUUCUUUGCUGUCCAAUUGGUCCACCAGUGCUCCAGCACAUAAUCUAGCGGUUACGAAAUCCGAGGUGUCUAUCCUCGAGAUUUCGACCCUUGAAGGUGCCCGAUUGCUGUUCAGUAUCCUUUCGUCUCGCUCCGCGAGCUUCGGCAGGAUCGCAAUCUUGAACUUUGCGUCUGCUACUCGUCCUGGAGGCGGUUUCUUGAAUGGGGCACAAGCUCAAGAAGAGUCUAUAGCCCGGUCAUCCACGCUUUACCCCUCUCUAAUGACGGACAGCGCGCAACGCUUCUACCGACUACAUACCCGUGAUAGAAACGGAGGAUUUUAUCAUCACGCAAUGAUCUAUACGCCUUCUGUCGUGAUCUUGAAGGAUGACACAGGGAAUUGGACGUCGCCUUUUGAAGCCGAUGUUCUAACAAGCGCUGCUGUAAAUGCUGGCGAUGUGAGGAAGAAGAUCGGGGAUGAUUCAAGGCCUGCAGAGACCGAGAAGCACAUCGAGUCAGUUAUGAAAGAGAGAAUGGCGCGCAUCUUGUUCUUGUUUGAACAGCAGGGGGCUAAGAAUAUUGUCUUGGGCAGUUUUGGAACAGGGGUAUUCCAAAAUGAUGUUGAGGUUGUUGCGAGGGUCUGGGCAGAGUUAUUGACGGUGAAAGGUGCACGAUACCGGCAUUCGUUUCAUCGCAUAGUAUUCGCCAUCCUCGGGAAGGAUACCUUUACCACUUUCAAGGACUCAUUCGAGAAGCAGACUGGUACUGAUACCAUAGUGCUCCGUAACUGAGAAUCGGCAAAUUCGAAUAGAUCGUCAGCGCAUGCGGCACGCGUGCCUAUCUGGCAUGACUCAACAAGCUGGUUGAUCGAUCCACAACACUCAACUCUAAAUUUUGACAAUGGCCCUUUCGCACACGCAGACUAUGUCGCGUGUUUGCAAUUAAUGGCGGCCUAGAAUCAGUGACGCAACAUAAACUCCUGCUCUAUGACUCUGCGAGAACAAGCGAGCUGCUGCGGCCAACC
Suillus paluster is the source of this 1411-nucleotide messenger RNA. RefSeq lists its product as uncharacterized. Lineage: Eukaryota; Fungi; Basidiomycota; Agaricomycetes; Boletales; Suillaceae. The transcript has 2 exons. The record is from RefSeq and is a predicted model, not a curated record. Bases 216 to 1178 code for a protein of 320 amino acids.